AUGCAUCUAUCACCGGCAAUGGCUUUGCCUUAUAUCCCAAGUCGCACCUCUACGAAGCCUCCGAAUUCGAAACCACGGCAAAAGCAAGAAACUCCUGUCUCGGCUCCAGCUCCAGCUCCAAGUACAACCCCAAGACUACUCCCGGGAGAGCGAAGAGUCAAGCCUCGCCUCAGCAGGCCAAGUCUCGAUCCUGUUCUGGAGAGCGAUCAGCGACUCUCAAGAGAUGUAGAGCAGAUUGUCUCCGGGGAUGCUGCCAAAGUGACGAGAAAGCAAUCAUUACCGAUACUUACCAGAAAACGAAGUGACUUCUUCGAGGAAGCAUUCGGUUCCAAGCAUACGCAAGACCCCGGUGAUCGAAUACGGAAUGAGUCUCCUGUACUGGUAGAAAUCAAAACCAACGUCAUUGCAAAUGAGUUCACCUUCAUCACUGAACUAUCCGAGUACCUCUCGUUACGAUAUAAUCGCCCAGCAUAUUCUAUCGUAAUGGCAGUCCAGCAUGGGAUCUGUAUUCAGUUUGGUGGUAGUUCUGAUCCUUGCUAUACCAUGACAAUCGAGGCUCUCGCUCGAGACGUUCAGACGACAACAAACAAACGAAACAUUGCUCUCUUUCAGAGACACAUGGAGCAGGCCCUGAGGAUUCCACCAUCCAAGGGGUUCUUGAGAUUCGUUCCCCUGGCUGAAGACUGCGCUGGGUGGAAAGGCAACACACUUGCUGGGUAUAUCACAGAAGUGAUGGAAGAGACACAGGCGAUGGCGGACCGCCGAAGUUCGAUUAGAGCGCCGAGGAGAAGAUCUAGUAAGGCAUUUCGAGAACUCAAGAGUAAGAUGACUGCAUCAGAGAGUGUACCUGCAUUAAAUCCCAGCACAUCGAAUGGCAUAUCAUCUAAUGACACAGAAGCUCUCGGAAAGGCUGCGAAAAACGAACCCGAGACCGAGAAGAACAACACAAAGACGUUAAAGCGAAGGAAGAGUUUCAUCCAUGCCCUGUUUCCCAGGUCGGCAAGUCGUUUGGCGGAGAGAGAAGCGGAGUGA
Messenger RNA from Fusarium tjaetaba, 1032 nucleotides. Its product is annotated as macrophage migration inhibitory factor. Lineage: Eukaryota; Fungi; Ascomycota; Sordariomycetes; Hypocreales; Nectriaceae. The transcript is spliced from 3 exons. Gene Ontology annotation, molecular function: phenylpyruvate tautomerase activity. The coding region runs from base 1 to 1032 and encodes 343 amino acids. The record is from RefSeq and is a predicted model, not a curated record.